Molecule: messenger RNA, 2228 nt
Organism: Hymenoscyphus albidus
Lineage: Eukaryota; Fungi; Ascomycota; Leotiomycetes; Helotiales; Helotiaceae
Source: the annotation of a GenBank genome assembly
AAUCCACUGGAAUUUCCACAAUUCCAAACUCUACUCCACGGUAGCAUACAUCGGCCUCUUACUCAUAAACUUGAAUACCUUGCUCAUGGACCAUCGCCAAGUUUCUUGGACUUUCAUCACGGCACACUGAAACCUCGUAGGAAUCCCAGAGGAAGAUUGAUAUCUUGAGCUUCUCACCUCAUCCUAUCAUCGCACCGCGUCUGACUGCAUACCUAGGCAAGUACCGGUAAGAUUCCAUUCGCAUCGUUGAAACUCACGUCAUUAGUACGCCCACCACCUUCGAUCCCGAUGCUGAAAAUGGAAAUGGAAAUGGUGAUAAAUACUCGACAUACGGAGUGCUCUAUUUAUAUAGAGACUUCCUCUAUAUGGAGUAUAUCUCGCAGAAACAAGCCUAGCUUCAUCUUGACAACUUGUCAAUUUAUUACUCAUUCAUCUCGAACAAUUACUCGCGCAUAAAAAGGAAAACAUAUGAAGACUCAUUCAAUUGUAACAACACAAGAAGCAUGGCGUUUAUCAAAUCGCAGACAAUGCAUGCAGGAGUGUGGAAAGAAAAGGUGGGAUGAAAAUUGGUAAAGAGGUGCGAGCUGAGGAUAGAGUUGUUACAGGUUCUGACGACCUCGGGAGUCACGAGCCUGAAAUAGAAAAAUGAAGGGAUAUAUCGGAUUUAACCUUUGGGGAUCCGAAGAUGCGGGCCGAGAUCGGCAUACAAUCGGCUUCGGCUGCAUGUGCCCUCGGUACCUACCGGGGCACGAGAUAAAUACUUCUAUGACGGAAUGCGCUAGGCGAGACUGUGGAACAUUCGGAAAGGUUCCGAAACACCACAACCUCAAACACAGAUUUGCAAUUACAAAGUUUACGUAUCGCAUAUGCCCCUUCUGCUAAGAUCUACCCGAUUGACCAAGCUCUCCUCAACACCCAAUACAACGGCUAUUCUAACCACGUGGCGAGCUCUCUCUUCCAUAUCCCACCCUUCCAGGAUGAAUUCAGCCACUUCAGCUUAUCAAACCUCCUUUGAAGAGGAUGGAAAUGCAGGAAAAGGACCUAAGCAACAGUCCCAACUAAGAGACUUGAAGCUGAACGACGGAAAUGAAAUCCCAAUAGUAAGCUUUGUCGUUAGAACUCCGAAUUCACUAACACUGACUCUCAUUAGCUUGGAUAUGGUCUUGGUACAGCUCGAUACAAGAACGAUCCAAGUGCCCCUGUUGACAAAGAGUUGAUAAAGACAGUGGUCAUGGCAAUUAAGGCGGGCUACUAUCAUCUUGAUGGCGCACAAGGUAAUUAUCGUGGCAGCUACCUUAAGUAUUGAGCUUGACGAAUCCCAUGGGCUAAGUCGGCUUAUUUAGUCUACAACAAUGAGACCGAACUUGGAAUCGCAAUCAAGGAAUCAAGGGUGCCACGGGAAAAGUUAUACGUGACGACCAAGAUCUCCGGUACCAAGGUCCAAGACACCCAAGAAGCAUUCAAGCUCUCGCUUAAGAAAUUGCAACUUGAUUACGUCGAUCAAUAUCUGAUCCACGCCCCAUUCUUCGCCGAAGGUUCUAAAGCAGCUCUGCAGGUGCGUUCCAUCGAUUUUCUCGAACUUUGACCGUUUGACAAGAGUUCUAAUUGCCUAAAAUAGGAAAAAUGGGCAGACUUGGAAGCCAUCCACGCAACCGGAAAAGCAAAAUCCAUCGGGAUUUCCAACUAUCUCCAACCAGAGGUUGAAGCCGUGCUUGAAACCGCCAAAAUCAAGCCCGCAAUCAACCAAAUAGAAUACCACCCUUAUCUCCAACACGGCACUCUUGUUGACUUCCACAAAGAAAAUGGUAUCGCUCUCUCAGCCUACGCAUCCUUAACUGCCGUCGUGAGAGCCAAGCCAGGACCAUUGGACGAAACUUAUGAAAUCUUGGCGAAAAAGUAUGGUGUCACGCCUGGAGAAAUUGCUUUGAGAUGGGUUAUUGAUCAGGGCAUUGUGGUCUUGACAACUAGUCAGAGUGAGGACCGGUUGAAGGCUUAUCAGAAGGUUGCUUCGUUUAAAUUGACGCCGAAGGAGAUUGAAGAUAUUAAGGUCUUGGGACAGCAGAAGCAUUAUCGAGGGUUCUGGAAGAACAGGUUCGCUGAUGAUGAUAGAUCCUAAAUUAAGAUUGCAGGUAUUGUGUGUUUUGUGUGUUGUGAUAAUGGAGGAAUGGAGAUACUGAAUUUUGGUUGAUGAUUAAUAUACUUAUACGUUGUUGCAAGGAGAUGUGGAG